Molecule: messenger RNA, 1091 nt
Organism: Microstroma glucosiphilum
Lineage: Eukaryota; Fungi; Basidiomycota; Exobasidiomycetes; Microstromatales; Microstromataceae
Product: putative GTP-binding protein ypt5
Exons: 6
Coding region: 262-930 (222 amino acids)
Molecular function (GO): GTP binding; GTPase activity
Source: RefSeq, a predicted model, not a curated record
GCCACCUGACUUGCUCUUAGGGAGUAGUGCUUCAUUCAUAGCUAUUUCUCGAAGGCUUUACGCUAUCCACUCAACUGACAGCGAGAGCCAGCCGAGCCAAUAGCUCAAGCGCCUCAGCAGUCCAGCCUAGUCCAGUCCGACGUGCAUCCGUCUCUUCGCUUCAACCUCAUCUAGGUCGUUCCUCCCUCUCAUACAUCACCUCUACAACGAGCGUUCGUCUCUUUGCUGAGACAAGUUCAGCCCAAGUCUCAUAUCUACACAAUGUCUGGAAGUGCUAAGCAGCUGCAGUUCAAGCUGGUCUUGUUGGGAGAGUCGGCAGUGGGCAAGUCGAGUCUGGUGCUGAGGUUCGUUAAGGAUCAAUUUGAUGACUACAGAGAAUCAACCAUCGGAGCUGCUUUCUUGACACAGACCGUGAAGCUCGAUGAUCAAACGACGGUCAAGUUCGAGAUCUGGGACACUGCUGGACAGGAGCGGUACAAGUCUCUGGCUCCUAUGUACUACCGCAACGCCCACUGUGCCGUAGUGGUGUACGAUGUGACCCAACCCCAGUCGUUGGAGAAGGCCAAGUCGUGGAUCAAGGAGCUGCAGAGGCAGGCAGACCCGAAUAUUGUCAUUGCCCUAGCCGGCAACAAGGUGGAUCUGGCUGCCACAAGGAGGGGAGUUCCCAAGGAGGAUGCACAACGUUACGCAGAAGAAGAGAAGCUUCUCUUCCUCGAGACAUCGGCAAAGGACUCGUCCAACGUCUCUGAGCUCUUCACCAUGAUCGCACGCAAGCUGCCUCUAGAACAGGCAAGUAACAGCGCCGCGGCUGGAGGAGUAGGGGGAGCUGCACAGAGGAGAGGAGCUGGCUCGGCGGGUAGGCAAGGCGGUGGAGUGGACCUGCGGGGCAACCAGGGCGCAUCUGGGAAUCAGGACGCUUGUAAUUGUUGAGAGCGGGCUGCUGGUUUGCGCCGACUAUUUGUCUGCUGUGGGUCCCCUUCCGGUCGUGUUAGUAUAAUUCCCUUGAGUCUUCUGUGGUUCCCUACGGCUUGUUCUCCUUAGCGCUCGCUUCUCUCGUACGACCUUUUACAUAUAACGCCUUUCGCUCCGGA